AUGCGCGCCAAGGAGGACCUCACGGACAACGAUCGAACUGCAAUCCUACAGCAGCUUCUCGCGCGGGUGCAGACGUCGCCGUCUCCUUUGGUGUUGAAUGAAGCACGGUUCGCCGAAUCUGGCACGGAGCUACAGUCGACCUGUCCGACAAGCUUCGCCCGUGCCAGCCUGUCUGCUGAAGGAAAAAAGUUCGUUCUGGCAGGAACCUCAAGCAGGAACCUCAAGCUCGACUCUGUUGCUGCCCAUCUCAAACUCGUACCCAAGGCUCGACGGACAACAUUUCGGUCCAUCGCUACCGCCAUGUCCAAGCCCCAGUCGGCCCUGCAUGACUACUAUCGGCGAGGAAUUUUCGUGAAAUACUCUAGUACGAUCAAGCCGGCACUGACGGAUUCCAACAAGGCCGUUCAACUCAACAUGAUGGACUGUGUCCAUGUGGACGAAAAGUGGUUUUUCGCCACGCGAGUUCACAAGUCGUAUUAUCUUGCACCCGACGAAGCCCCUCCUCAUCGCACGGUCAAGUCCAAAACGUUCAUCACGAAGGUCAUGUUUCUGUCCGCCGUUGCCUGA
Messenger RNA from Aphanomyces astaci, 567 nucleotides. RefSeq lists its product as hypothetical. The record is from RefSeq and is a predicted model, not a curated record. Lineage: Eukaryota; Oomycota; Saprolegniomycetes; Saprolegniales; Verrucalvaceae. Gene Ontology annotation, molecular function: nucleic acid binding. The coding region runs from base 1 to 567 and encodes 188 amino acids. The transcript has 3 exons.